Messenger RNA from Fopius arisanus, 1136 nucleotides. It is a transcript of the gene Gem2, whose product is annotated as Gemin 2. The record is from RefSeq and is a predicted model, not a curated record. Lineage: Eukaryota; Metazoa; Arthropoda; Insecta; Hymenoptera; Braconidae. The transcript is spliced from 6 exons. Gene Ontology annotation, cellular component: spliceosomal complex; nucleus; SMN complex. Bases 342 to 1073 code for a protein of 243 amino acids. Gene Ontology annotation, biological process: spliceosomal complex assembly; spliceosomal snRNP assembly.
UGAGGUUUUUUAACGGUUUUAGUCUGGGGGGGACACACGGUACUCCCACGUCUUCCUUCCAUAUUUUUUUAAAUCUCCUUCUUAUUCAUAAACACAAUAUUCGAGUUUACAGAUCAAAGGAUCGAAAGGUUUCGGAGAAAUUUUGCAAUUUAGGGUGCAAUUCUGAUUGAAUUUUUGGCACAAUUCAGCCACAAUAAUUAGUCGGACCAGUCUGUCCUCUUGGAGUCGAUCCGUGGGAAAUUGGGAAUGAUAAAAAGGAAGAUUUUGGAAUCAUGUCGAUUCAAAAUCGUGUCACGCAUGAUAAUUUUGGUUACUUUUGAUAGACUAGUUAUUUUGUAAUCAUGAACGAUCAUUUGAAGAAUCCGGUGCUGUUCGUCGGUGAUAUCGAUGGAGAUAUCGAUCUGUCACAGCCUCCGAUGUCAGGGGAGGACUACAUAAAACGUGUUGUGAUUGAAGCGAAACAAUGUGAGGACGUCGUUGUAGCAAGGAUCGACGAGGCUAGACUGAAAAAACCAACUGUCAAUGUAAAAACUCUGGGUGGAUGUUUGGAAGCUCCAGAAAACCUCAGUCCCACGUAUGAAUGGCAGAAAUGUCAGAUUGAUGAUUUUUCGAGUGUCAGACUGAAGAUCUCGAGGAUAAAAGCUGAGAGAGAGAAUUAUCGCCAGUACAGCAGGACAACUGUGAAAUUCCCAGAUGUGGAUGACAAAAAUGGUUGGGUGAACUUUUGCCUCGGUUCUGCGGCUGAAGAAUCGGCCCCUCGACAUCCAACACUCGAUAUUAUUUUUUGCUUGAAUCAGGCACAAGUCGAGCAAGUGUUGGAGUACCUGAUUGAAGAGGUGGAGUCCAGGGGAACAGUCGACUGUGACUUGGGACAGUGGAUUUACGCCCUUCUGGCUGUUUUAGAGCUGCCACUAAAUCCCGACGUUUGCUCAUCCUUGAGGACUCUGGCGAGAUCUUGUUCGGUGGCAAGAGCUAAUUUGGAUCCAGAAGAACACGAAAAGGUGAAAGCCCUGAAUUUAUUUAUUUGUUUGGUGGCCAGGUACUUUCGACAACUGGACUUAGCAGAUCCGUAACGAAAAAAAAAAGUUUGUGGGAAGAAAAUAAAAAAAAUUGAUAAACUCUGUAAUCUAAAAAAA